Paramecium octaurelia is the source of this 1403-nucleotide messenger RNA. NCBI's taxonomy places the organism in Eukaryota, Ciliophora, Oligohymenophorea, Peniculida, Parameciidae. The record is from the annotation of a GenBank genome assembly.
AUGUAUAGAUUUGAUAAUGCACUAUUUACUUUUCCUGUCACUAGAAAGCACUUUUUCUCUGAUAAAGUGUAUUAGCUAUACUUGUUUAAUGAUGAAUUCAUUAUGACUGAUGUAAUAAAGAAAUAUUUUAUAUAUAGAACUAGGCAAAAAAAGCAAAAUAUGAGAUCAAAUUGAAUAUGACAACUACUUUAAAUUGGAUAGUGAGUGAUAAGAAAAUAUAAGCUUUUGAAAUAUCUUACAAUAAUAAAAUGAAGGCAUUUAAUGCUUCUCCAAAUAAGUUAUAAUUGUUAAGAGAGAUGAUUGCUGGGCGAGUAUUUUAUUCUGGAAUCUAAAACUUCUAUGAAAUUUAAAUGAAAGUUGGUUAUGGAAUGAUUGGAGAAGUACAAAUUGUUAAGAAAGUUAGGUCUAUAGAGCCGUAUCUUAAAAUGGAGAUUAUGUUGCCAUUAAAAAGUGUGACAAAUAGAAAUUGGCAUCACUUUAAGGAGGAAUUGUAAGAAAUUUCUGUUGAUUUUAGCCUUAAUUGAUCUAAGAAUUAUAGCUCCUACAACAACUUUCACAUAUAAAUAUUUUAAAACUUAAAGAAGUCUAUUCUGAUCAAUAAUUUUAUUACAUAGUUACUGAAUUUGUUGAUGGAAGAACAUUGCAUACUGAAUUAUUGUCAAGACCAGCAGGCUUAAGUAUCACUCAGACAUUAAAAGUCAUGUUUUAAAUUUUAAGUGCUCUCAUAUAUAUCCAUUCAAAAGGAAUUAUGCAUAGAGAUAUAAAUCCACACAAUAUAAUGAUUUCAGAAAAUAUAAAAUUGAUUGAUUUUGGGUUAGCUAGGAAGAUUAAAAAUUAAUUAAUAUUUCCUACUGCAGGGACACCAGGCUAUAUGGCUCCUGAAAUAAUUAACUAUAAAUAAGAAAAGCCUUAUGAUGAGAAAGCAGAUAUUUUUAGUUUAGGAUGCAUGUUAUAUAAAAUGUAUAAAUAAUAAACAAUUUAGGUUGUCGGGUGAAAAUCUAUUCCAUAAAUAAAAAAAUAUAUUUUAAGAAAAUAAGGAAGGCUUUUUUGAAUUAAAAAAGAACCCUUAACAUCCAGAAUGCAGUUCAAAUAAGAUGGAUUAAUUAUUUGUUUUGUUAGCUCAUAUGCUUGAAAAUGAUCCAAAUGAAAGACCUAAUGCUUAGUUUUGCAAGUUUUUGUUAAAGGAAAUUGAAAACAACAAUCAAUAGAUAGAUAAAUUGAUUCGAAAAUAACAAAUAAUGAGACCCAUUUUUGUAGCUACUGAUGAAACUCCCCUUGAAAGAACUCCUUUAAGUUUUGCUAGCAAUAAUAAAGGUAAAUCAAGUGACACACUUAUGAAAAGUGACGAUAUCACAACUCAAGGAAAUAAAAAACUUAGUAAAAUAGCAAUUAAGAAUGUGUGA